AACAUCCGUCCCGGUAGGCAUAUAGAUAUAUUAAUUUCGUCACGGAGAAACACGGGCCGACAACAUGCGUCUUUCUUGGAUCUUCAUUGCUGGUUUCGUUACGAGUAUUUGGUUGGAAACAUUGGCGUUUGAUUGCCAACUUGAUAUAAGCCAUCUUAAUAUCAAAUAUCAUAAUGUUAGUCAGCCCUACCUUGUGCCUCUUUACUUCGAAGUGUGCUAUUUUGCAGCUUCUCAGCGAACUGCCGAAGGGCUGGAUGACUACCUUGCCGUCAUAGACGUCCGUACUGCUUCUUACCAGAGCCCAACUCAGGACUGCACUCACUACCACAUUGGAUUUCUCGCUGCUGAGUCCGUUUGUAAAGUGGGAGAGGAAUACACUCCUGAAAAGUGUCAACCGAAAGAACCAAAGCUCUAUUGGUGGUGCAUGACAACGGUUGUAGAAGAUUACAGAUCGAAGGAUAUGCGACUGAAGAGCUUCGAAUGCAUGUACUGAGCAGCAAAUCGUCUCCGGUAAAGCCGUAAGAGCCACACGGUAUUGAAGUACUCCGAAGACACCAUUAAACAAUGCGCCCAAGGAACAUGCUGUAUUUUAUUCGUGAAGUAGCUUGGCAGUAACGCAUUAAAUAGCAUUUACCUACGCUAAACAA
Messenger RNA from Ornithodoros turicata, 647 nucleotides. RefSeq lists its product as uncharacterized. Bases 65 to 493 code for a protein of 142 amino acids. The record is from RefSeq and is a predicted model, not a curated record. The transcript has 4 exons. Lineage: Eukaryota; Metazoa; Arthropoda; Arachnida; Ixodida; Argasidae.